Messenger RNA from Juglans microcarpa x Juglans regia, 1296 nucleotides. RefSeq names its product NAC domain-containing protein 2-like. Bases 1 to 1296 code for a protein of 431 amino acids. The record is from RefSeq and is a predicted model, not a curated record. Gene Ontology annotation, biological process: regulation of DNA-templated transcription. NCBI's taxonomy places the organism in Eukaryota, Viridiplantae, Streptophyta, Magnoliopsida, Fagales, Juglandaceae. The transcript is spliced from 3 exons. Gene Ontology annotation, molecular function: DNA binding.
AUGGAUGAAAACACGAAAUCGGUAAAGAUGAUGGAAGAGAGUAGUCAUUUCGGUUUGGAUGAUAUUCCGCGUGGUUUUCGGUUCCUUCCCACCGAUGAAGAGCUCAUCCGUUAUUACGUGAUCAACAAAGUCUUGGAUAAACCUCUCCCAUUAAACAAAUUCAUAGAUGUUAAUAUUUACAACUACAAUCCAGAUCAACUGGCUGAGAUAUAUGGAGGUAGAGAAGAGAAUGAGCCAAUGUAUUUUUUCAGUCCAAGGGAACGGAAGUAUGCCAACGGGAGCCGUCCGAACCGUGUAACUGGAACGGGACAUUGGAGGGCUACCGGAAAAGAUAAACACAUUCCAGCGAUGGGACCGACGAUAGGGUUCACGACGGCGCUGGGAUUUCAUGAAGGGAAAUCAAAAAAAGAUAAAAAAACCAAGUGGAUCAUGCAUGAAUACCGAGUCAACUACGAGUACCUGAAUGUUCCGAGGAGUACUCCUGAUCAACCUAUGAUGUUGGAUAAGUGGGUUCUCUGCAAGAUAUAUGAGAAUGUAAGGGGGCCAAAAGGAAAGUCGACUGAUGAAAUGCAAGAUAUUCCAUCAAAAACCAGCUGCUUUCCUCAUCAUGAUCAUGCAGAUCAAGGAGGUCGGGAGCGCUCGAUUAUUUCAUCUCCACCACGCACGUUGUUGCUCAUAAAUCAAGUUCCUCCAGUACCUAAUAAUUAUGAUUUGAGCAAUGCGCUUAACUCUCCAUGUCAGUUUGAUCAGUACUACUCGGGACAGAUGAUCUCAGCAUUUGGUGAACAUGAUCAUCAUCACGAUCUUCCUAUAGCAUUCGAAAAUACCGGGCUGCAUAAUUAUGCUAAUUUGGCGGAUGAUCCGUUUUUCAACACUAAUAUAACGAGACCGGAUGAUCAUCAUCAUCAGUUAUUUGCAGCUCCAGUACCAGCUUAUUCGGCCAACUCUGCACCUGAUUGGUGUGAUGUUGAUGAUCAAGGCCGGCGAAAGGAUGACGAUGAUCGGCGCGGCUUUCAACUAUCAGGUCCUGCAUUUAAUGAUCCAGUACUCGAUUAUGUUCCACUCGGAAAUCCAGACAACUUUGCUCAUGAUGUUGAUGAUGUUUUAAUUUUCUACGAUGCCCGACCUAGUUCUGGGUCCGCUGGUGACCUUGAUCAAUCUGAUCAACUUUUGCUUAUGUUCGAUGCAAGCUGUGAUGAUAAUCAAAACUUUGAUUUGGGGAGUACUGCUCUUGACAACAUGUUUUCAGAGAAUAAGGAGGAGCCAGAGAAUACGGAGCCAGAUCGAACAUCAUGA